AUUUAUCCUGAAAAGAUCAGCCUUCGCUUCUUAAUCCCAUAAUUAAUGAUUCUCAAAAUGUCUGUGCAUGCAUUAUCACAAACAGCUUCGACAUUUACACAAAAAUUUAUCGUCUUCUUAUCAUAUUUUCGCGACCCCUGACCCCAUCCUUAUAUUAAUAAUCGUCUUGUACGACUAUUACGCUACUUCCACCAUAACAAUGUACAAAAUCGCUUCACGCACCAGGCACAUUUUGCCACAAGUGAAAUUUUUGCGAUUUUUAAGCGCCGGGGCUCCACCUAAACCCGAUGGACCCUUGUUUCCGCAUAAGGAUGAAUUUCCAAGCCGACACAUCGGUCCCAGAGAGAGCGACGUCAUUGCCAUGCUGGAUUCGCUAGGAUUCAAGAGCUUAGAUGAGCUGACUGAUAAGGCCGUUCCACAAAACAUACGUCUGAAUCGAAAAUUAGAUAUCGAGGAACCUGUGGGCGAGUACGAACUGAUAAACAGAAUAAGAAAAAUAGCUGAACGUAACAAGAUUUGGAGGUCAUAUAUAGGGAUGGGGUACCACAAUUGUUGCGUCCCGCAUACCAUCAUGAGGAACAUUUUUGAGAAUCCGGGGUGGACUACACAGUAUACCCCGUACCAACCAGAAGUGGCCCAAGGAAGACUCGAGGGACUUCUGAAUUAUCAAACCAUGGUUUCGGAUCUUACGGGUCUAGACGUAGCGAAUGCGUCUCUACUGGAUGAAGGUACCGCAGCCGCUGAAGCUCUGUCCCUUUGUUAUCGACAAAACAAGAGACAAAAGAUGCUCCUUUCUGACAAACUACACCCCCAAACCAUCUCAGUUGUUGAAACACGACUAUCAUCUCUAGGGUUAAAAGUCGAAGUGGUGGAUGUCAACGAAUGCGACUUUUCUAACAGGGACGUCGCCGGAGUACUAUUUCAGUACCCCGACACUGAAGGAAACAUCGUUGAUUUUAGUUCGAUUACAGAAGCUGCACACUCUCAUGGAACUUUAGUUUGCUGCGCUACUGACCUACUCGCUUUGACUCUUCUCCGCCCACCUAGCGAAUUUGGCGCCGAUAUCGCCAUCGGUACAUCUCAAAGACUGGGAGUACCACUGGGUUACGGAGGCCCCCAUGCCGGUUUUUUUGCCUGCCACCAGUCGUUAGUGCGUCUGAUGCCAGGUAGGAUGAUUGGGGUCACUCGAGACGCUUCUGGCAGAGAUGGAUACCGACUAGCUUUACAAACGCGCGAACAACACAUAAGAAGGGAUAAAGCCACAAGUAAUAUUUGCACAGCUCAGGCCUUAUUAGCAAACAUGUCGGCCAUGUUUGCGGUUUAUCACGGUCCGCAAGGACUUAGGGAUAUCGCUACUAAAAUACACAACCUGACUUUGGUUUUAAGACACGGAUUACAACAAGAUGGUAAUAUUUUAACGAACGAGCUCUUCUUUGAUACCAUUCGCGUCGUACCGAAGAUCGGAACCGAGGAGGUGAGAAGUCGGGCGAACGCGAAACAAAUCAACUUGAGAUAUUUUGAUGACGAAGCUAUCGGUGUGUCUUUAGAUGAAACAGUAACCUUCAAAGAUGUUAACGAUUUGUUUGAAAUUUUCGGAAGCUCGCACUCGAUUGAAGACCUACUAAACAACCCAAUGGUGCGCGAGCACUCCAUUACCAGAAGCGAAUAUAAAAGAACGUCGCCGUUUUUAACACACCCGGUAUUCAACUCACACCACUCUGAAACCAGAAUUGUACGCUACAUGAAAACUCUAGAAAACAAAGACAUAUCGCUAGUACAUUCCAUGAUCCCGUUGGGUUCUUGUACCAUGAAACUCAAUUCCACGACGGAAAUGAUGCCUUGUUCGUUUAAACACUUUACCGACAUUCACCCAUUUGCCCCUCUGGAUCAAAGUUUGGGCUACCAUCAACUCUUCGCCGAACUAGAAAAAGAUCUUUGUGCCAUCACAGGCUACGACCGAAUAAGUUUCCAACCCAACAGUGGCGCUCAAGGUGAAUAUGCAGGUUUGAGAGCCAUCCAGUGUUACCAUGAAGCCCGCGGUGAUAAAAAUCGGGACGUGUGUUUGAUCCCGGUGAGCGCCCAUGGUACUAACCCAGCGAGUGCCCAAAUGGCAGGAAUGCGAGUGGAACCAGUGAGAGUGAAACACGACGGUUCUAUAGAUGUUGAAGAUCUUAAAGCCAAAGCAGAGAAAUUUAAUAGUCGAUUGUCGUGUUUCAUGAUUACGUAUCCUUCCACGAAUGGAGUGUUUGAGGAGACGGUGGCUGAUGUUUGUGAUAUAAUUCACAAGAAUGGAGGGCAAGUGUAUCUAGAUGGGGCUAAUAUGAAUGCACAGGUGGGUUUGUGUCGACCGGGUGACUACGGCAGCGACGUUUCCCAUCUCAAUUUACACAAGACGUUCUGUAUUCCUCAUGGAGGAGGUGGUCCGGGGAUGGGUCCCAUUGGGGUUAAGUCACAUUUGACUCCGUUUCUUCCAGGUCACCCCGUUGUGAGUCCCGGGGGUGACGACGCAAACAACUACGGUGCUGUGAGUGCUGCACCUUUUGGGUCUUCAGCGAUUUUGCCCAUCUCUUGGGCUUAUAUCAAGAUGAUGGGACCCAGAGGGUUGCGCAAAGCCACUCAGGUCGCUAUUUUGAAUGCCAACUAUAUGUCGAAAGUGUUAGAGCAGCACUAUACCACGUUGUUUAAGAGUCCUACGUCAAAUCUGGUUGCUCAUGAGUUUAUUAUUGAUACUAGGGAUUUUAAGAAAACUGCUAAUAUCGAGGCUGCCGAUAUCGCUAAGAGACUCAUGGAUUAUGGUUUCCAUGCGCCUACGAUGUCGUGGCCUGUUGCUGGGACCUUGAUGAUCGAGCCAACCGAAUCCGAAGAUAAACAAGAGUUGGAUCGAUUCUGCGACGCGCUGAUUUCCAUAAGGCACGAGAUUAAGGAAAUUGAGGAGGGUCGUAUGGAUAUUAGGGUUAAUCCGUUGAAAAUGGCCCCGCAUACACAGGAACAGGUUAUUAGCAGCUCCUGGGAACGACCCUAUACGAGGGAACAGGCGGCUUUUCCGGCAAACUUUGUCCGACCAGAGGUUAAAGUUUGGCCAACUGUUGCUCGGAUUGACGAUAUCUACGGAGAUAAGCACUUGGUGUGCACGUGCCCGCCUAUUUUGGACGAGUACAACUACUAAGCAAAAACGACAAAACAAGAAUGUAUUUAUUGAGUCAACGCUAUAACAAUUUUUAAGGAAAUAUAUAUUAUUUGCUACAACUUUAGAACGGAUCUGGCACAGCGCAAAAUAGUAUCAACGAGGUUUUUCGAUAAUAAAAUGUCUAGUCGACACCAUCAAGUCUAGUCAUCAACUUCCUCUUUGAUGGUGUCACCGAUGUCGGGUUAUGUAAUUAAAGUUAACGCAUCAGCAAUGCACCAAUGCAAUAAUAAUGUAACGAUAAAAUUUAGAGCAGUCUUUCCCUUAUUAUAAGCACAACAUUAAUAAAAAUAGUAUAAAGUU
This is a messenger RNA of Zophobas morio, 3487 nucleotides long. Its product is annotated as glycine dehydrogenase (decarboxylating), mitochondrial. The transcript has 5 exons. Gene Ontology annotation, biological process: glycine decarboxylation via glycine cleavage system. Lineage: Eukaryota; Metazoa; Arthropoda; Insecta; Coleoptera; Tenebrionidae. Gene Ontology annotation, cellular component: glycine cleavage complex; mitochondrion. The record is from RefSeq and is a predicted model, not a curated record. Gene Ontology annotation, molecular function: glycine binding; glycine dehydrogenase (decarboxylating) activity; pyridoxal phosphate binding. Bases 68 to 3166 code for a protein of 1032 amino acids.